Candidula unifasciata is the source of this 321-nucleotide messenger RNA. The record is from the annotation of a GenBank genome assembly. NCBI's taxonomy places the organism in Eukaryota, Metazoa, Mollusca, Gastropoda, Stylommatophora, Geomitridae.
AUGCCUCCUAAAGGACAAUUACAAGCCGUGCAAGUAUUUGGGCGCAAGAAAACUGCAACAGCAGUUGCCCACUGUAAGCGUGGAAGUGGGCUCAUCAAAGUCAUUGGCCGCCCACUGGACCAGAUGGAGCCAGAAAUUCUCAGAGUCAAGCUCCAAGAACCAGUGCUGCUUUUGGGCAAGGACAGAUUUGCUGGAGUGGACAUCCGUGUGAGGGUCAAGGGAGGUGGUCAUGUGGCACAGAUUUAUGCUAUCAGACAAGCCAUCUCCAAGGCUAUCGGAGGACCUGGAGCUCGUGCCAGAUACCAGAAAUCUUACCGUUAA